AUGGCUCGAAGUCUCUUUUUGCCUUUGAGUGGACUUUCCUGCUUAAUUUUCUUUCUGAAUAUUCCUAACGCAUCAUUUCAAGAUGUGAAUGAAUGCCUGGAUACCCAGGCUUGCCCUUCAAAAGCCACCUGCACUGGUACUGUGGGAAGCUACUUCUGCACCUGUAAAUCUGGAUAUGAAUCAAGCAAUGGGAAGAGACAUUUUAAUGAUCCUGGAGUGACAUGCAUAGAUAAGAAUGAAUGCCUGAACAGCACAGCGUGCCCACUGACAGCCACGUGUAAGAACACCCGGGGAAGCUACUUAUGUAUCUGCAAUCCUGGGUUUGAGACACCUGAUCGGAGAGCUCAAUUUACUGGCUCCAGAGGAACUUGCAUAGAUAAGAAUGAAUGCCUGAACCCCGCACUGUGUUCACCGACAGCCCGGUGUAAGAACACCCGGGGAAGCUACUUAUGUGUCUGCAAUCCUGGGUUUGAGACACCGGAUGGGGGAACUCAAUUUACUGACUCCGGAGGAACUUGCAUAAGAAUCAACCCUAGGUCCCCUAUCCCAACCCAAGUUACAUUUUCGGAAGACUAUAAACAACAGGGCACCACCAAGGACCCAAAUACCUCUGUUUCCAUGGUGACCAAAGGAGUACCAGAAGAUAACACACUUGUGUUACAGGAAAUAGCCGAUUUUUUUGGCAACUUCAGCAACAUCACCACCAAGCCAUCUCAGGAACAUAAAGAAGAAACCGCCCGUUUUGCGACACAGUAUCUUGACAGAGUGCAGUCGGCAGCCUAUGAAGCUGCCCUCAAUCGACCCACAGGAGGAACGCUGAGGAGAGAGUCACAAUUUAUGGUUAUUGAAGCACUGACCAUCAAGAAUGGUUGCAAAACAGAAAAUGAGAUAGUUAAAUUACAGAUUGAAAAGGAGACAAUGGACAUCGAUUGCACUGUUGUCACUGGAGGAGGAACUGGAGGUGCUGUGGUCUUUAUUUCUUACAAGUCUUUUGGGUCCAUCUUAGACGGCUCCUUUGUGUCUAAGGAAAACCUAACUCUUGAUGAAAAGCUGGAUCACUUUCAACUGAAUUCCAAGGUGAUAAGUGGUACCACAGGAUGCAAGAAGAAUUGCUCCCUGGCCAAACCCGUGAACUUCACGUUUCACCAUAUACAGAUGAUAGGGGAAAGCAAAAAGUCUCUUUGUGUCUACUGGGAUGAGCUGGUCUGGUCUAAUGAAGGGUGCCACGUGACCUUUUCUGACGGAGCUCAAACUGUAUGCAGCUGCAGCCAUCUGUCCACCUUUGCCGUCCUCAUGGCCUCGGUUGAGCUGAAGGAGGAUCCCGUGCUGACCAUGAUCACCUACGUGGGGCUGAGCCUCUCUCUGCUCUGCCUCUUCCUGGCGGCCCUCACCUUCCUCCUGUGUCGAUCCAUCCAGAACACCAGCACCUCCCUCCACCUGCAGCUCUCCAUCUGCCUCUUCCUGGCCUACCUCCUCUUCCUCACAGGCAUCAAACGGACAGAGCCCAAGGUGCUGUGCAAGGUCGUCGCCGGCGCACUGCAUUACCUCUACUUGGCCGCCUUCACCUGGAUGUUCCUCGAAGGGCUGCACCUCUUCCUCACUGUCAGGAACCUCAGGGUGGCCAACUACACCAGCGCAGGCAGAUUCAAGAGGAGCUUCAUGCACCCUGUAGGCUACGGGGUCCCAGCUCUGAUUGUGACUGUGUCUGCAGCCAUCAACCCCCAAGGAUAUGGCACCACUAAGCAUUGCUGGAUCAACCUAGAGAAAGGAUUCAUCUUGAGUUUCUUAGGACCCAUAUCAGCAGUCAUCUUGAUAAACUUAAUCUUUUAUUCGAUAACCCUGUGGAUUUUGAGGGACCGACUCUCUUCCCUCAAUAAAGAUGUGUCCAAGAUACAAAACACAAGGAUGCUGACGUUUAAAGCCAUUGCUCAGCUCUUCCUCUUGGGCUGUUCCUGGUGCCUUGGCUUCUUUCUCGCUGAACUGAUAAAGGAACCCCUCAGAUCCAUCCUCGCCUAUGCUUUCACCAUCACCAAUGUCCUGCAGGGAGUCUACAUCUUCCUGGUCCACUGCCUCCUCAACCAGCAGGUGAGAGAGGAGUAUGUAAAGUGGCUUAGAAGUAUGAGUAAAAAGACAGAGUCUGACAGCUACAUCCUUUCCAGCUCUACCAUCCAAACCCACGUGACCACAUUUGGAGCUGUGUUCACUGUGGCGGUGGCCACUGUUUUGGCCAAAAUUGCGACUGUGAUCCAGGCAUUCAAGUCCAGGAAACCAGGAAGAACCAUGAGGCGAUUGCUGAUGGACACUCACUCUGAGCCCAAGGAGCUCCUCAUCAUGUCCAACAAGGGCUUGGUCACUGCCUUCUACUGUGUCCUGGGCUACCUGGGCUCCUUAGCCCUGGGGACCUUGUCCUUGGCUUUCCUGGCCAGGAACCUGCCUGACACCUUCAGUGAAGCCAAGUUCCCGACCUUCCGCAUGCUGGUGCUCCUCAGUGUCUGGGACACCUUCCUCCCCGUGUCUGCCACAGCACCAAGGGCAAGGUCAUGA
This is a messenger RNA of Budorcas taxicolor (takin), 2544 nucleotides long. RefSeq names its product adhesion G protein-coupled receptor E3-like. The transcript has 19 exons. NCBI's taxonomy places the organism in Eukaryota, Metazoa, Chordata, Mammalia, Artiodactyla, Bovidae. The coding region runs from base 1 to 2544 and encodes 847 amino acids. The record is from RefSeq and is a predicted model, not a curated record. Gene Ontology annotation, molecular function: calcium ion binding; G protein-coupled receptor activity. Gene Ontology annotation, biological process: cell surface receptor signaling pathway; adenylate cyclase-activating G protein-coupled receptor signaling pathway. Gene Ontology annotation, cellular component: membrane.